AUGGCUCACACUCGAGCACAGUUGGCCGCCCAGAGGGGCCGCACAUCGUCGGCGCUAAAAGAUCAAGGCAACCGACCCUGGGGCAUUCGAAAGCCAAAAAGCCCCGAGGCGGCACGACCUCAAAAGCGUCUAACUCCAAAGUCUAUUGAGUGCGUGCAGCGGUAUUCAUCUCCUAAAAGAAAGAGUCCAUCUGAACUGGAUCUUACGACUGGCAAACGCGGUACGAAACGACCCAUUAACACCCGUAAUCAAGAACCAGACUCUGCCCAGAAGCGCCCACGUCGAUCCCCUCGAUUCUCCCUCGUGCGGCAAACCCCAAAACAGCCCUUGAAUAGCCACGCUGACACCCGCGAGCCAUUUAAUCCGAUUGAAUUUUGGGCAAGAGAAGGGAAGUGGCCGCGAGAAUACUUCGAAUCUAAAAUGGAGCAUUUACUUGCUCGGAAGAAGUCGCUACCAUCUCUAAGCCGUAAACGAUCGAACUCUGCUACUUCAACGACACCCAGUGAUCAGAAGCCGAGAGAGGAGAAGAGUGCUCCUUACAGAGAUCCGCGGUACAAAACCCUGCUUGCAUCUAAGGGUAGCUUUAUGGAUAAAUCGAAUCUCGGGAUCACUAAGGAAAGCAAAAAUAAAUAUUUUGAAUUGCUUAGCACAAAGCAAACGGCCCUAAAUGACUCCCUCUUCCUAGAUAGCCUAUUUGAAGAAACCUGCCGAAGCGUUGAGGACAGGAACGAGGCUAGGGUUAUGCGGGAUCUCACACCCUUAAUUGUUCCCUCAGCUGAAAUUUUACGCAUACGCGGUGCAAAACAGCUGAAUAUCCUGAUAGAAAGCGUCAACGAAGGCUGGAAUAACUCAAUCCCACUGACUGGGACCCGCCCCCAACCCGACUACUCUCUGGGCUUCAAGCGCGAGGCGUUUAGCGACGACCAGCUGGCCAAGCUAUCGCCGUUUAUUGGCGACUUUAUCACUGGAGACCAGUCCUUCUUUAUGGCGACAUACUAUAUGUACUUCCCCUUCCUCACGUGCGAGGUGAAGUGCGGCGCCGCUGCGCUAGACGUGGCCGAUCGCCAGAAUGCUCACAGCAUGACUUUGGCAGUACGAGGUGUUACCGAGCUCUAUCGUGCUGUUAAACGCGAAGACGAAGUCAACCGACAGAUCCUUGCAUUUUCUGUCUCGCAUGACCAUAGAUCGGUGAGAAUCUACGGCCACUAUCCUGUGAUAGAAGGCAAGGAUACUACGUAUUACCGGCAUCCUAUUCAUACCUUUGAUUUCACAGCCCUAGACGGCAAAGAAAAGUGGACGGCUUAUCAUUUCACGAAAAAUGUGUACGAGUUAUGGAUGCCGUCUCAUUUUAAGAGGAUAUGCUCAGCCAUUGACCAGCUACCGUCGGACCUGGAUUUCGAUGACCCAUCGCUGCCGAUAACUGGAUUAUUCCAGGACUUACAGAGUCACUAUUUGGAUGCUGACUUGGUCUCGCUUCCCGCUGAGCAAGACAGUCAAUCAACUAAGCAACAAAUAGCUACUCCAAGCACAUCGUUUACUAACCCUAGCACGGCGAAGAAGCGGAAGGGUAAGAAGUAA
Messenger RNA from Metarhizium acridum CQMa 102, 1578 nucleotides. NCBI's taxonomy places the organism in Eukaryota, Fungi, Ascomycota, Sordariomycetes, Hypocreales, Clavicipitaceae. The record is from RefSeq and is a predicted model, not a curated record.